AUGAACGGCUACCCACCUGCUAUGGCGCCGCCUGGCGCUGGCUGGACGGCCAUCCCUGGCGCCGACGGCAAGGAGUACUACUACAACGCCGCGCUGAACAAGACGCAGUGGGAGAAGCCCGACGAGCUCAAGGACGAGGUCGAGCGCGCAGUUGCCGGCACGGGAUGGGCGAUGCACUUCGCGGCCGAGGGGAAGCGCUACUUCUACCACACGCAGUCGCGCGAGACGACGUGGCAGAUCCCCGACGCGGUGCAGCAGAACAUCGACCAGUACAAGGCGAGCCAGCCCCAGCGCCCCCCCGCGGGCCCCUCUGGCUGGGUCGCCGGGCCCUCGCCCCACCAGCUGUCGCACGACCACCGCCGCCCCGAGCGCGACGAGUACCGCCCCGAGCGCCGCGACCAUGACCGCGAGCGCGACCGUGAGCGCUACGACGAGAACCGGCCCAACAUCAGCAUCGCCAUGGGCAGCGAGCUGCAGUUCUCCAGCCCGCAGGAGGCCGAGGCGGCCUUUAUGAAGGUGCUCAAGCAGAUGAAGGCGCAGCCCGACUGGACGUGGGCGCAGGCGGUGCGCGCGGGCAUCAAGGACCCCAACUGGCGCGCCAUCCCCGAGCCCGAGAAGCGCGAGGAGGCCUUCAAGAAGUACGGCGAGGACCUGCGCGCCCAGGAGAAGAACAAGGAGCAGGACCGCCAGGCCAAGCUGCGCGCCGACUUCACCGCCAUGCUGCGCUCGCACCCAGACAUCAAGCACUACACGCGCUGGCGCACCGCCCUGCCCAUCAUCGAGGAGGAGACCAUCUUCCGCUCGGCCAAGGACACCACCGAGCGCCGCUCCCUGUUCGACGAGUACAUCAUCGCCCUCAAGAAGGCCCACGACGAGAAGGAGGCCGACAACCGGCGCUCUGCCCUGGACCAGGUCAUGGGCCUGCUGCGGGGCCUGGACCUGGAGCCCUUCACGCGCUGGUCCAAGGCCGAAGAGAAGCUGCAGCACAACGACGACUUCAACAGCGAGCAGUUCCAGUCGCUGACCAAGAUGGACGUCCUCAACCAGUUCGAGACGCACAUCCGACAGCUCCAGCGCGAGCACAACGACCGCGUUCAGGCCGAGAGGCGCGUCAAGCACCGGGUGGAGCGCAAGAACCGCGACGCAUUCAUGAACCUCCUCAACGAGCUCCGAGAGAACGGUAAAGUCAAGGCUGGCACCAAAUGGAAGGACAUUCACGAGUUCAUCCAGGACGAUCCGCGCUUCCUUGCCAUGCUCGGCCAGAGUGGAUCAUCGCCACUUGACCUGUUUUGGGAUGCCCUGGAGGAGGAAGAGGGCAAGUUCCGCACCCUGCGCCGCUAUGCACUGGACGUGCUGGAAUAUCAACGCUUCGAGGUUACGACGGCGACCCCCUACGAAGAGUUCCUAAGUGUUAUGCGAACAGAUCCUCGCACCGCUAACAUUGACGAGCAGUCGAUACAGAGCAUUUACAACUACGUUCUCGCCAAAGUGAAGCGACGAGAAGAAGAUGAACGUCGAGACGAGGAGCACAACGAGCGCUACGCCAUGGACAAUCUUCGUUCUGUCAUCAAGCGUCUCGAUCCUCCAGUGUCUCAUUCGGACACCUGGGAAGUGGUACGUCCCCGUGUUGAGAAGACAGACGAGUAUCGCGCACUGAAAUCAGAUACCCUCCGCGAAUCCGUCUUCGACAAGUACAUGCGCCGCCUCAAAGACAAGGAGAACGAUCGACGCGAUCGCAGCAGGCGUCGUGAUGAGCGUGACCGUGAUCGGGACAGGCGCGACCGGGACCGUGGAGAUCGUGAGUAUCGCAACGGGCAUUCUGACUCUCAUCGCCGUCGUACGCGUACUCGCUCACCUGAACAUGACCCGUACGCCGCAGAACGACGACGUGCUCAGCAGGACCGGGAGGCACGCUACAGAAACAACGAUAGCACAGGUUUAUCCCCGCCUCGUCGCCGUGAGCGCCGUGAGGACGACCGGUAUGACGGUUCUCGUCGCAGUCCCGCUGAUCACUAUGUACGUGAGCGUCGCGAGCGCGAGGUUGAGCGUGAACGAUCGUACGUUAGCAGGGCAGACCCCCGCGAGACCAGUGUGAGCCUUUUGGAUUACGGUGACAGUGGUGGUCGCACUUCUUCGACUAGGCGCCGUCGGGAGAGCGACGCAAGUGCAACCAAGCGUGACACCAAGCGCGCUCGUUACUCUCCGCACGCGGAUCGCAAAUCGAAGACUCCUAUUCCCGAGCCAAUCAAGGAAGAAGACCGUACUAUUCGCUCUGGCAGCGAGGAAGGUGAAAUUGAAGAGGACUAG
Dothidotthia symphoricarpi CBS 119687 is the source of this 2307-nucleotide messenger RNA. RefSeq lists its product as uncharacterized. Bases 1 to 2307 code for a protein of 768 amino acids. The record is from RefSeq and is a predicted model, not a curated record. Gene Ontology annotation, molecular function: protein binding; RNA binding. Gene Ontology annotation, cellular component: U2-type prespliceosome; U1 snRNP. Gene Ontology annotation, biological process: mRNA cis splicing, via spliceosome. The transcript is spliced from 4 exons. Lineage: Eukaryota; Fungi; Ascomycota; Dothideomycetes; Pleosporales; Dothidotthiaceae.